AAUAGUGCUAUCUUGACAAAAUCCUGUGCCAGACGUCUGAAGCCACGAGUGUGGGGGGGAAUUAGUCGCAUUUCUUUGGAUUUUCCGGCUUUGGGACGUGACAUAACGGCGGUCGCGGACGGUUCGGCGUUUCCCCGUGUCGAUGGCGACGGCUUUUCGCGUUGAAGAAGAGUUUUAACGGUGAAAAUCGAAGCGACGCUGCUCCAGAUGUUUGCCCCGCCCCCCUCCUCUUCCUCUUCGCCUCCCGCUCUCCGCUUCUUUCCCGAGAUGGCGGCGGCGGCGGCGGCAGCGGCGGCGCACGUUCCCAAAUCUCUGGCCGAAUGACGCCGCGUUGAUCCGAGAUGGAGAGUGGCGAGACGUACCCCCCGCUCCCUCUGUGACCUCAGGAACAAAAAAAAAAAAACCAAACCCCAAACCUAUUUUUCUACAAAGAUCAUUAUCGUCGCCCUCAUUUAAUAGUUAGUUUUUCCUUUGUGUUUUUUUUUUAACUCUCAGGUUCCCAAAGCAUUUCGUAUCCGACUUCUGCUGCUGCUAAAACCGAGACUGUUCGAUCAUCAGGGUGCAACGGACUUUAAAAGACAAAAUAAAUACUAUUUUUUUGACUCACUGCACAAUAAAAAAACGCUCAAGGAAUUUACAAAACAAAGCCAUUAUUCCGUCAAAACAACCUGCCUAAAAACCAUUCAGUCUGUAACUAGAAUCCACUUUCCAGGGAAUUAAACCAGAUUUUUUUAUUUUAGACUUUAAGUAGCCUCAAACACUUGGUAGUAACUCUUAGUAGAAUUCUUUUUUUUUUUCAAUUCCGAAAAUCGAAUUCCUUAUUUUUAGCAUUAACAGAAAAGUAAGUCAUUCCCAAAGAUUUCUGAGCAUUUACUCAAAGAUCAUUCCAUUAUUAAUCCAUUCUAUAAUACAGAAAUCAUAUUAGAAUUCUGAAAAAAUUAAAAUUUUUUAAAAACGAAACUUGAAUCUGGACGUGAAACCGCAUUCUCCUUCAUUUCGCAAACUGAUUUAAUCUUUUUUUGAGUCCGUUUAUCAGCCAUUUUGAUUUAGUUUUAAGGAUUUUUGUUUUUACACCGGAUGCUCUGUUUUGUUUUUCUGUUUUUUUUUUUUUUUUUAACUAGGCUUGGGACUGACACAGAAAAUCCAUGGUGAUUAUUCCCCGGAGCAGCUCGUCUUGUCGUUUUGGACUCUGCAUUGAAUUGUUGAACUCGAAACGUUCCGCUUCUUUUGGCUGUUUUAACAGUGUUUGGAAUUCUCUUUGCACCUUUUCGUGUUUCGGAAAAGUGGGAAAGUUGAAUUUUUUUGCUUAGAUACCGCAGCAAUAUUUUUGUUUUAUUAGAUUUUUUGUGGACCAACUUUUUGUGCUCGUCUCGGUCUGAUAAAAAGGACUUUGGACGUUGAGGAGAGCAGGUUAGUUCUUGUUUUUUUUUUUUUGUCGUUCGGCGGUUGCGGGCGGAGCCAUGGCGUCGGAGGGCUUCCAGUACCGCGCGCUCUACGAUUACAAGAAGGAGCGCGAGGAGGACAUCGACCUGCACGUGGGCGACGUCCUGCUCGUCUCCAAAGCGGCGCUGUUGGCUCUGGGCUGCGCCAACGGGGCCGAGGAGAGGCCGGCCGAGAUCGGGUGGCUCCCGGGAUUCAACGAGACCACGCAGGAGAAGGGAGAUUUUCCCGGGACGUACGUCGAGUUCGUCGGCAGGAAGCGCAUGUCUCCUCCCACUCCGAAGCCCCGCCCCCCCAGACCGCCGUCCGCUGCGUCCGCUCGGGCCGACUCGGAGUCUGAAGGUUUUGUUCUUCCAGACCUGCCAGAUCAGUUCGGACCCCCGGACACGGCCCCGCCCCUGCUCAGCCGACUCAUGGAGGCCGUGGAGAGCAAAGGUAUCGACAGUCCGUCUCUGUAUCGCAGUCCGAGUGGCGGGGCUCUGGACACGAGGCAGUUGGCAGAAACAGAUCUGGAUCAGUUGGAGCUGUCGUCUCUCUGUGAGGGGGUGGUCCGGUUUCUCCAGGACCUGCCGGGACCCGUGCUGCCCACCGCUCUGCAGGGAGACAUGAUCCAGGCCGUACAGGACGUUCGUGAGCUGGAGGAGUGCGCUCAGUUGCUCCGGACCAUUGCCUCGUCGUCUCUGACUCCGGCCCAGUUCGGUCUCACCCUCCUCAGUGUGAUCAGGCACCUCGCCCGAGUCUGUCUCCACAACCACCGCAACCAGCUCACCCCACACGGACUCGCCGAGAACUUCAGCCCCCUGCUCUUCAGGAACAACACCGGCGCUGAGUCCGGCGUGGACCCGAUGGUUCAGGUGUUGGAGAUUCUGAUCACCAGUGAACUCAACAUGAACCAGGCAGCUCCAGCGCUGCCUCCCAAACCUCAGAAGCCGUCGACUCCGGCCGCCUCCAGCUUCAACAACAGCAUCUCCCUGCAGGACGCCGAGUGGUACUGGGGCGACAUCUCCAGGGAGGAGGUGAACGAGAAGCUCCGGGACACGGCCGACGGGACAUUUCUGGUGAGAGACGCCUCCACGAAGAUGCACGGAGACUACACCCUCACACUCAGGAAAGGAGGCAACAACAAGCUGAUAAAGAUCUUCCAUCGUGAGGGAAAGUACGGCUUCUCGGACCCCCUGACCUUCAGCUCCGUGGUCGAGCUCAUAAACCACUACAGACACGAGUCUCUGGCCCAGUACAACCCCAAACUCGACGUCAAGCUGCUCUACCCCGUGUCCAAGCACCAGCAGGACCAGGUGGUGAAGGAGGACAGUAUCGAGGCUGUAGGGAAAAAGCUUCACGAGUAUCACCUCCAGUAUCAGGAGAAGAACCGAGAGUACGACCGACUCUACGAGGAGUACACCAGAACCUCACAGGAGAUCCAGAUGAAGCGCACGGCCAUCGACGCUUUCAACGAGACCAUCAAGAUCUUCGAGGAGCAGUGUCAGACGCAGGAGCGCUUCAGCAAAGAGUACAUCGAGAAGUUCAGACGCGAAGGCAACGACAAAGAGAUCCAGAGGAUCAUGGAAAACUACGACAAGCUGAAGUCUCGUAUCUCUGAGAUCGUGGACAGUAAACGCCACCUGGAGGUCGACCUGAAGAAGCAAGCGGCGGAUUACAGAGAGAUCGACAAAAAGAUGAACAGCAUCAAACCCGAUCUGAUCCAGCUGAGGAAGACCAGAGACCAGUACCUCAUGUGGCUGACACAGAAAGGAGUCCGACAGAGGAAACUCAACGAAUGGCUGGGACUAAAGAACGAGACCACAGAGGAUGAGUACAGUCUGGUGGAGGACGAGGAGGACCUGCCUCAUCACGACGAGCGUCUGUGGCGUUUGGGAAACAUAAACCGGACUCAGGCCGAGUCUCUGCUCCGGGGAAAAAGAGACGGGACUUUCCUGGUCCGGGAGAGCUCCAAACCGGGCUGCUACGCCUGCUCCGUCGUGGUGGACGGGGAGGUGAAACACUGCGUCAUCAACAAAACGAGCAGCGGUUUUGGAUUCGCGGAGCCGUACAAUCUGUACUCGUCUCUGAAGGAGCUGGUCCUGCACUACCAGCACACGUCUCUGGUCCAACACAACGACUCGCUCAACGUCACGCUGGCCUUCCCCGUCUACAGCCAGCAGCGCCGGUGACCCCCGCGCCCCGACACCGACCCGGACCCGGACCCAGACCCGGCAGGCGCAGAUCCAGACCCAGAACGCCCAAGCACCGACCCGCACCCGGCACGCCCAAACACGCCCAAACACGGACCCGGCACGCCCAAACACGGACCCGGCACGCCCAAACACGGACCCGGCACACCCAAAUGCGCACACACACAGACCCAGCACGCCCACACAUGGACCCGGUACGCCCAAACACACCCACACACAGACCCAGCACACCCAUACACAGACCCGGCACACCCAGGCACGCCCAAACACGCCCAAACAUGCCCACACACAGACCCGGCACACCCAUACACAGACCCAGCACGCCCAAACACGCCCACACACGGACCCGGCACGUCCAAAUAUGGACAAUGCAGGUGAUUGCAACGCCAGAACACGCCCAAAUAUGGACAAAACACUCCAUAUAUGUAAAAAACACACCAUAUAUGGACUGAAUUUGCCCAAAUAUGGAGAAGUCAGGAGAUCCCAACACCCAUAUACGCCCAAAUAUGGAAAACACAUGCCCAAAUAUGGACAGCACACUCCAUAUAUGGACUGAUACGCCCAAAUAUGGACAGUUCAGACAUGUACAAGCGCAGAACUGUACCAUUCAGAGCCAUAUAUGGACUGAACACACUCUACUAUGGACAGGACGCGCCCAAAUAUGGACAGAGGAAGCUUAUAUUUAAAUUUCUCACCGAUCAAUAACACUUCAUCACCUCUGCAACACUUGUACAGAUUUUUGGACUCAGACACGUCGGAUUAAAUGCGCUUUGCAAAGGUGAACGAGAGUCGAGUUGAGCUGCGCUUUUAAACGGACGAUUCAGACGAGACGGGUCGUUCGUUUACUCGUCCGACGCGAUAUUUUAAGCUUUGAAACAUUUUGACGUUUGUUAAGUUAAGACGAUGUGCGGAGAAGAAGUGGUUUUCCCCUCAUUUCUGUUCGUACAAAACACUGAAGCGGGACUAAAAACGACAGCGAAGGCGGAGAGUUACGGACUGUGCUGAAGGACUACUUCCUGUGUUACCACAUGAUGACAUCACGAGGUGUAACGGCGCGUUUUCUGUUAAGAGAUGAACCCUAAAUGUGCAGGGUUUGUGCGUUAGAACAUGUGUGAACGAAGCAAAACACGAGAAAAUGGUGUAAAAAUGAGCUCUUUAAAACUCUUUUUCUCUUUUCGGUUUGGUUCAUCCCUCUGUGCCGCAGCUGCCCCGGGGCGGACCGACGCAGACCUGGCUGCCGCUCUCCACAAUAACGCACCCGAACAGACCGCGGCGUUGACGUUUCUUGCCCGAGGACACAAGAACAUCAACGACUCGGAGCUGUUACAACAAACGUUCACGUAACAGGACUUUGCUUUACCUUGUGUAUUAAGUUAAAUCAAGAUUCUGUGAAAAAAAAAAAACGAAUUUGUUCCUCUAAACUUCACUUUUUGUUCACGUCUCAUCGAGUUUGAACCUCGGCGUCGGAAAACCGGAGAACUCGAAACCGAAACGCUGGAUUUCUGGACUUUUUAAAGACUUUUGAGACAAGACUUCGGCUCGUUACAGGAAAUAAAACGUUGAACUUUUUAAGGAAAGAAAAACACUGUGACUCAAAACCAAAAGGAUGAACGUGAGCGGCCGAUUCUGAAACGAAACGAUUCUCCAGAUAUCACUUUUUUUUUUUUUUUUCGCAGCAUGUUUGAACUUUUGUUUUAAUUUAACACAACAACACAUUUUCACCUCAAGAUUCACAAACGUACGGAACGAUUACAGACUUUUUCUGGAUGUUGGACUUGAAACGUGACUGAACUUAAGAUGGAUUUGGUUCGAAAUUUCAUCUGAAAUUGUACAUUUUUUGUUCAAAUUGAGUGAAUCACCUCCAGCGGAUUGAAAAUAAAAUAACGUUUGUUCGUCGUAAAAAGCUGAACCACAAUUAGAACAAGAGUUAAACGAAGAAUUUGAAGGAUGUGUUGGAUUUUGAGUUUAAAUUUAAUAAACGUGUGACCUCUGUGUCUCCAAACAAAUUCAAAUCAAAUUCACUUUUUACUGGAAACUAACUUUGAUGUUAAGUUACGGUUUAAACAUUGGACAUGAUGAUGUUGGUUCUAAUUUGGUGUUUUGUUUCUGGAGAAUUCGUGUGUUAUUCGUUUUUCAAUAUAAAACCAAAAAUAAGAAAAUGAAAAAAACAGAUGAAUGAUUCAUUUUUUAAGUUUUCGAUUUUGUGUUUAAUGAAAAAUGGAAAAAACUGAUAACGACCGUUUCCUGUUUACAUGACUUCUGUGGCUGUGAUGUCAGACUGAACCAGGACUGAUCCAGGUCCGGGACCAGAGCGGGACCAGAGCGGGACCAGAGCGGACUCCGAGCCUCAGCUUCAAGCUCCGGCCGGGGACCCUGAGCCUCCGGUCUGGUCCUGGCCUGGUCUCGGUCUGGUCUUGGUCUCAGUCCCGGUCUCAGUCCCGGUCUCAGUCCCGGCCUCAGUCCCGGCCUGGUCUCUGUCUCAGUCCCAUCCUCAGUCCUGGCCUCAGUCUGGUCUGGUCCUGGUCUCAGUCCUGGUCUGGUCCCGGACCUGGAUCAGUCCUGGUUCAGUCCGUAUGCGGUUCAGAAGUUUGACAUUUUCAUUUUCUUAUUUUUGAUUUUAUAUUGAAAAACAAACGAACGACGCACAGAGUCUGGAGACACGAGUUCAGACUGUGGCACCUUUUUAAAAAGUUCAGACCAACACCGAGUCUCUAAACUUCAAAUAAAAUCUGUAUUUUAUGAAAACCUUUGGACAAAAUGAGUUUAAAAAAAAGAAGUUUUGUGUUCUAGUUCUGCUCUUUGACCUAAAUUAUUGUUCCUGUAGCAUUAAACAAAGAUUAAAAAAUAAGCUUUGACCUGAAAAUAAAAACCAAAAUGUAGAAGUUGAAAAAAAACCUAAUAAAAGUGAAGUGUUGACAUUUUUAAAUCUCCAUAAAAUUCCACUAAAACCAGUUGAGAUUCAAAGAGAUUUGUGUUUGAGUUUCAGGACCAAACCUGGAGGUGUUUUUGUGUUUUUCCGCUCUCUGUAUUUUCAAACGGUUUUGUCAUUUUAACCUCUGAUCUGAACAAAUAAAAUCCUAAUGAUCUGAAA
Molecule: messenger RNA, 6723 nt
Organism: Boleophthalmus pectinirostris (great blue-spotted mudskipper)
Lineage: Eukaryota; Metazoa; Chordata; Actinopteri; Gobiiformes; Gobiidae
Product: phosphatidylinositol 3-kinase regulatory subunit alpha
Exons: 17
Coding region: 1461-3611 (716 amino acids)
Biological process (GO): insulin receptor signaling pathway; phosphatidylinositol phosphate biosynthetic process
Cellular component (GO): phosphatidylinositol 3-kinase complex
Molecular function (GO): 1-phosphatidylinositol-3-kinase regulator activity; protein binding
Source: RefSeq, a predicted model, not a curated record